CGCGAGGGACCCCAGACAGCAACACCCCCCACCCCCCAAACGCACUUGAACAGAGCUCUAGCCCGGGAGCGGCAGCCUGCGGUUUCCUAGUCGAUCCCAGCUUCUCCAGGGAGAGCAGAGCGCACACAGGGUUAAGUGAGUUCCCUCCCCUUAGGAGGCACGGGGGAGGGGAAAAGCAGCACCACGUCUCAGGCUGGGUACCCUGGAGUUAGUUGUACGUUUGAAACCUGUCGCCGUCACUUGUGAGUUUGGCAUAUCCCACUGUCACAGCAGAAGAACCAGCGCCCGGCGACAGCACCAGAGGUUUCCACCUCCGCGCCCAGGCGCUGUGCGGCUCCCGUCCGGGGUGCGUCUCUGACCCUCGGUUUCGGGAGUCGAGGGUAGCGAGGGGCAGCUCGGCGCGCCGAGUCCACCCAGCUCCUGGACCGGGUUGGCAGUUCUCAACGAUGGGCAGGAGAGACCUCGGCGGCGACCCCUAAGACAAUACCAUGCCCCGGGAGCCCUGCAGCUGCCGUGCCAGCUUCUUCCCUUUCCACCUCCCGGACCCCGUCGGAUUCGGAUGAGCACACUUGGUGGAGACGCGGCCUCCAGAUUGUGGAUUGAGCUUAACCAAGGAGUUCAGAGGCUGAUCAACGCCAGUCUGACCUGCAGUGGAAGAAGGAGUUCCAGCUGCCCCUCUGGGCCCUUGUUGAGUGGGGAUAACUUAUCACUUGUUGCCUGCGUGGAAAAUUCUCCCCAUUGAAUAUUUUUUUUCCCCAUGGAGGACAAUAGAAAAAAAGGCCACACAGGCUAAUAGGACCAGAGACUGCUGGAAGAUUCUUUCAUCAAGGUCUUUGGGGACUUUUCCCUGUAGUUGGUGUUCUGGACUUUGACAGAACCCCUAUCUGGUCAUUUAUUAUUAUUAUUUUUUUGCUUUUGCUUUUGCUUUUGCUUUCGCCCAUCCCAUUGUCUUUUAUUUCUGUACUUCAGCAAUGGGCCUACAGACCCCACGGUGGCCCAGCUAUGGGGCUCUUUUCCUGAAAUCCUGGCUUCUCAUUUCCCUGGGGCUCUCCUCCCAAGUGUCAGAAACCCUGGCGUGCCCCAGCGUGUGCCGCUGCGACAGGAACUUUGUCUACUGUAAUGAGCGAAGCUUGACCUCAGUGCCUCUUGGGAUCCCGGAGGGCGUGACCGUACUCUACCUCCACAACAACCAAAUUAAUAAUGCUGGAUUUCCCGCCGAGCUGCACGACGUGCAGUCAGUGCACACCGUCUACCUUUAUGGCAACCAACUGGACGAAUUCCCCAUGAACCUUCCCAAGAACGUCCGCGUCCUCCAUUUGCAGGAAAACAACAUUCAGACCAUUUCCCGCGCGGCUCUGGCCCAGCUCUUGAAGCUCGAGGAGCUGCACCUGGACGACAACUCCAUCUCCACAGUGGGGGUAGAAGACGGGGCCUUCCGCGAGGCGCUCAGCCUCAAGUUGCUGUUCCUGUCCAAGAACCACCUGAGCAGCGUGCCUGUCGGCCUCCCCGUGGACUUGCAAGAGCUGAGGGUGGAUGAGAACCGCAUCGCUGUCAUCUCGGACAUGGCUUUCCAGAACCUCACGAGCCUGGAGCGUCUGAUCGUGGACGGGAAUCUCCUGACCAACAAGGGCAUCGCCGAGGGUACCUUCAGCCACCUCACCAAGCUCAAGGAAUUUUCCAUCGUGCGGAAUUCGCUCUCCCACCCGCCCCCUGACCUCCCAGGGACGCAUCUGAUCAGGCUGUAUCUGCAGGACAACCAAAUCAACCACAUCCCGCUGACGGCCUUCGCGAAUCUCCGCAAGCUGGAGAGGCUGGAUAUCUCCAACAACCAGCUGCGCAUGCUGACGCAGGGCGUCUUCGAUAACCUCUCCAACCUGAAGCAGCUCACUGCGCGCAAUAACCCUUGGUUUUGCGACUGCAGUAUUAAGUGGGUCACGGAAUGGCUCAAAUACAUCCCUUCCUCGCUCAACGUGCGGGGUUUCAUGUGCCAAGGGCCCGAACAAGUGCGGGGCAUGGCCGUCAGGGAGCUGAAUAUGAAUCUUCUGUCAUGCCCCACCACCACGCCGGGCCUGCCGCGCCUCACCCCCGCGCCCACUGCUUCCCCCACCGCCCCGGCACCCACACCUGCCGACCCCACCCCGGGCCGGAGCGCCACGCCUCCGAGCCCCACCACCGCCAAACCGCCCACCAUCCCAGACUGGGACAGCAGAGCAAGAGCGACCCCACCCAUCUCGGAAAGGGUCCAGCUCUCCAUCCAUUUUGUGAAUGACACUUCCAUUCAAGUGAGCUGGCUCUCGCUCUUUGCUGUCAUGGCCUACAAACUCACCUGGGUGAAAAUGGGCCACAGCUUAGUCGGGGGCAUCGUGCAGGAGCGCAUCGUCAGUGGCGAGAAGCAACACCUGAGCCUGGUGAAUUUAGAGCCCAGGUCCACCUACCGGAUUUGUUUAGUGCCGCUGGAUGCUUUCAACUACCGCGCGGUGGAGGACACGGUCUGCUCGGAGGCCACCACCCACGACUCCUACUUCAACAACGGCAGCAACACCGCGUCCAGCCACGAGCAGACCACCUCGCACAGCCUCGGCUCCCCGUUUCUGCUGGCGGGCCUGAUCGGGGGCGCGGUGAUAUUUGUGCUGGUGGUCCUGCUCAGCGUCUUUUGCUGGCAUAUGCACAAAAAGGGGCGCUACACUUCCCAGAAGUGGAAAUACAACCGGGGCCGGCGGAAAGAUGACUAUUGCGAGGCAGGCACCAAGAAGGACAACUCCAUCCUGGAGAUGACAGAAACCAGUUUUCAGAUCGUCUCCUUAAAUAACGAUCAGCUCCUUAAAGGAGAUUUCAGACUGCAGCCCAUAUACACCCCAAAUGGGGGCAUUAAUUACACAGACUGUCAUAUCCCCAAUAACAUGCGAUACUGCAACAGCAGCGUGCCGGACCUGGAGCACUGCCACACGUGACGGCCAGACCCGGCGUCCCCACGGCGGACAGGCCACCUGAGAACACACACGUGUGUGCACAUACAGACACGCGAAUUACAUUUGAUAAAUGUUACACAGAUGCAUUUGUGCAUUUGAAUACUCUGUAAUUUAUACGGUGUACUAUAUAAUGGGAUUUAAAAAAAAAGUGCUAUCUUUUCUAUUUCAAGUUAAUUACAAACGGUUUUGUAACUCUUUGCUUUUUAAAUCUUAAAAAAAAAAAUAGUUGCUGAAGUACUGUACAGGGUUGUACAAGGAGAACCCAAUGCCAAGCGCACGAACGAGUGAUUUCUUCCUCAUGAUGCACAUUAACCACUUUGCUGUUGAGGUUGUCAGAGUAAGUUCCAUUCUUAGACUUGGUGGUCAGGUGAAAGGCCAGGCGAAAACGGGCUCAUCAGGGCAGGCUACAUCUUAUGGGUGAGACAAGAAAUGGCCCGCUGUUUUCAUGCUAUUUCUAGACUUCCUGUAAAAGUUAAAAAUCCUGAACUAAAGAAAGGAGGUAGUUACCCUGAUUUUGACCCAAAGCAGGAAAUGCAGAAAGCGUCAGGAGGAAGUUGGUUCCUGUGAGAUGAGUUAACCCAGCCAGACAGUGCAGAGAAAAGGGGAUUUGAGGAGACCUUGGAACCCUAGGGUUGGCUUUCUGACUGGGGAAUUGGAAAUCACUCCUCAUGCUUCCCUGGCCCUAUAUGAUAACAGAGUUAGAGGCCCGGAUCUGAGUUCUGUCAUCUCCAGGGACGGGUCUGAUGUCCCAGGAAGAAAACUCCCUUUAAUAACAUUAUGCUUCAAAUCCUACGUCAAGGUUGAAUCAUGUUCAACAGAAAUAUAUUCUAGAAUACUUUUUUAGAAGAGGCUAAUAAAAUAAUGGGAAGAAUUAUAUUGAAUGGAAUUAUUUUUGAUAAUGAGAAUGACUUAUUUGGGUAGAUUCUUUGCAGCUAUGUCAACAUGAUACUUGAUCCAAUAAGGGAUCGAUGCCUGUACUAUAUUAAGACAGCUUGUUAUUUGCUACCAUUUAGACAAAGCAAGUCAUCAGUGGUUCUGCUAACUCCUAUCAACCGACUUUGUUAGUAUCAUGUUGACAUAACUUGCAUUAAUAUCUUUAUCCCCUCACAAAUUUUUGUCUUCCAAUCACCUUACAUAUAUUUUCGUAAUUAGCUAUUUAUGCUACAAUUGUUUUCUUUCCCCCUCUGCUCAAAAUUUGAAAGAAAAUUGUGGAUGCCACUCUCGGUUACAUAAACUAUCCAUAUGAAUACAUACAUUUAAAAUGUAAUGCUAAUUUUCACUGCUAAUAAUUCUGUAAGGACACAUCAAAGCUGUCUGAAAUAAUGCAUUUUUUUUUCUUUAAAAGCAAUACCGAAUUUCCACCUUGGACUGACUUUGAUCCCACUCCAUUUUUGAAAUUUCAUUUAUUCUUUUUCAAUCUUGGAUGGUCCUCUUCUUUGGGAAUUGUAGAGGGAUAAUCAAUCUUCUAUUAACAGGCUAGCAGAUGAAAAAUGAACAAGUCUGAGAGAGAACACUUGUUCCCUUAUCUGGGCAGAAUGGGGCAUAGAGCAGAGGGUAUAGAGAAGAGAGGAAUGUUCAUGUUUAACUCUAGAUAUUUUUGAAGCAAUGUCCAUCUUCAGAAAGCAUAUGUAAUUUACUCCUGUCCACCCCUUAGAUGUAGAAGGGCUAUAGAUCACAUGCAUUAUAUAAAAUGUACACCCUUGGUAAAUUCUUCUUAAAAUCAACUUUAGGCAUUUCAUGUUCUGUUGCAUAUUUCCUGUACCAUUGGUCAUUUUUUUUUAGGGACCCAUGAAGUCAAUGACACAAUAAUUUUCUUUCCCUCUCUCUCCCUUUCACAAGACAGAACUGUGAUGUGUCUUCUUUGUAAAAGUUUAGGUAUAAAAUUCUAUGCAAGUUUUUCUUUAUAGUAAGAGCUUUAUUUUCUUUAAAAAUAUACCCCAACUUAUAUGUUGUAAUAGCUCUUGUUCUUCAGACUAAGCAGAACCUAUAAAGUUAUAUUAUAGACACAAGAAUCAAAACUCUGCAGUCAGUUGAGCUGAAAUUAGCAGCAAAUUAAUUUGAAUUCAUUCUAAAGUGAAUUUGGUUUCCAUUUUAGUCUAUUAGCUGGCAAGUUUCAGCUGCUUCUUUUUUAAAAUUAGGUCCACACAGUGAAGGGAUGAGAUAUUCUGUGAAUGAGAAGAGAAGCAGUAAAGCCAUCCCAAAUCAGAACAAUGGUGUGGGAUUUUGUGUAUUUCACGGAACGCUUCACUUUCACUGUCCUCUUUCUCUUGGCUGUGUAGAUAAAACUCUGUGUCCAAACGAUGGUACUUUGACUUUUGAGGUUUUUUUUUUUUUAAUCCACAAAAUAAUUAUUAUCAUUUAUUUGUUUUUAACCCCCAGUGGGUAAUUGGCUGCUGAAACGAAUCUGGCCCAAGAAAACCAAGAUUGGAGAGGUUCUCUGCUGUUUAGGAGAUUAACCACAAGAUUUAGGGCAUAAGUGAUACUGCAGAGACCCAGUUAGGUGAGAGGAUUAGGCUGAUCUGAAAAGGUGCCUUUGCUAGAAGGUGUUCCUGAAGAGAUAGAAUGUAGACAGGUUGUCUGAUGAUGAUGUGCACAGCAUGACAAAGACUGGUUGUGAACGUCCUAUUUGUAAUAGCAUACCCGGGACUCACCUACACCAGCAUAGUGAGCACAUCAUGGCAUUUGGAUUGUCUUAAUUGUAUUAGGGAAACUGAUGACAACCAUAAGUGCCGAAUUGUGCAUUUAUUGACAUUUAUAGUCACAGGAAUGUGUUUUGCCGAUACUUGCUGUCAUUGUCAUUAUUAUGUAUGUUGAGAUCAGUCAAGAGUCAAAGUCAAAUGUGUAGGUCAAGAUCAUAAGCAAAGUCCUACUUACUGGCUUAUAAAGGGUUUGAUGCUGUCUGACCCCAAUGAGUUGGUUUCAGAGAUGGGUCCACUCUUAGAAUAAGGUAGCUGUCCCUGUGCAGAGGCAAUUCUAAAAGGAAAAGCCAUGAUCACACCAGUAUUAUUGACCAUUAUUCCUACCAGGGUUGUCAUAAAUCUACUUAUUUGGAGAGCAGUGUUUGAUCAUGGAGAGACCUGGGCUUCCCUCAAAACUGUCAAAUGCAUCAGCAAUUAUCUAUGGGACAAUCACAGAGACAAGGAGUGUUGCUCUGCCUAUUUUCUGAUGUAUCAAGUGAAAAACAUUCUACGCUGUGAAAAAUAACACGAUAUCUAAUUAUCUGGAUGUUUGUUGAAAAUGUUAGACAGUGUCCUGGAGAUUAAAAAAGAGUGCAAUGUGACCAGUCUGGUAAUAACUAUUAAUGAAGUAGCAAAUGCUGCAGCUCCCUAUCCUACUAGAGCAGAUCUUAACUGUCAUAGUGAUUUCACAAGAAUGAGAUCUUCCUUCCCAACUGAAAACGACAAGCCCUUAAUGUUGUGAGCAGAACAACCAAUCCAAACACAAGGCAACAUUGCAAUUCACAGGGGUCCCUGCUGGCUUUGAUCAGAGAACUCAGCAGAAGAGCCCAUUGCAACUUUGACAGUGAAGUGGUUAAUACCCAUUGACUUUUUUUUUUUUUCUCUAACCUAUAACAAGUAGACAUCAAGUUUUACUUUAGAACAUGAGAACAUCUGUUUAGCUCAUGACUUAACUUUCAAAGAUAUGUGGGAAAGCAGAGCAGAAAAAUAUGAAGAUAGACGCACAAAAUGAAACAGAAAACCUCCCAGGUCUUCUUGUCAAACCUUGCCUGAUGCUGUAUUUUAUAGUCAAAAUAUUAAUGUAGGAAGCUAGUGCUUAUCAGCUUCUCUAAUUUCUGCAGCAUGGUGGGAAGAAGAUUGCAGGCACUACAAGAUACCUGCCACUGAUUGCUGGGACUAAGUUGCAUCCAAUACUGUUUCUGUAAUAAUACAGAUUCCUUUCCUUUGGUUUCUGGGUUUUGUUUUGUUUUGUUUUGUUUUUCUUUUCUAGUAUCACUCCCACCAGAAGAGCACAAACCAUUGCAGCAAACCUUUUAAAACUAGUAUAAAACACAUACAUAUUCACACACACACACACGCACACACACACACACACAUACACACCCCACUGGGGCAUUUGUAAACUAUCCAUGGAAUGUUAGAUUGAUAAUCAUUUUGAGAUAAGGUGAAGGCGUCCCCACUGUGUGUCCCUCUUAGGACCAGUAUAUGUUCACUGCAAGUUAAUCCUGAUGAUUUGUUAUUGUUUGGACGACGGUGUUGAUUUGCUUCUGGUUUAUGUUUAGUCUGUUCUUGCUGACAAGGGACUGCAAGGGACUGGAAGAUUCUGCAUCACAUCCUCUGAGACCUAUCAUGCGGCACACUUUAACUGCAAAUUUGACUCUGCACUCUACAGUACCUUGUUGAUAUACUCAGUAAAGGCUUAUUUUAAAAGAAAACCACUUUGUGUUUAUCUAAGUUCAUCGGGAUGCAGCCAUUACUGUGUCAAAGUGAAAUGAGGGAUACCUCUUGAUCAUGGAGGAGAAUGGCAGGAAUGAAAGAGGUAAUAAUAGGGUUUUUUCAUUUUCUCUAUCAUGAGGGCAAAUUCUGUUUUUUUAAGGCCAUUUUAUCCUUUCAGUGUGAGGGGUUCAUAUGCACAUAUCAUCAUGUCCUUUAUUACUCCCUAAGUGGUGUUCCUAUAUUCUUGAAAUAUGCACACAUACAUUGAACAUAUUUCAUAUUUGUGAAUUCUAUGAUGUUUAGCAUAUAGAUUAAAUAUCAAUGUAGUUAUCCAAUCAGAAGAGUCUUCCCUAUUUCAUAAUAUGUACUAUUGCUUUUAAUUGUCAGUUUUCAUUAAGGUUUCCCAUGGUGCUUUUCUACUUCCGAAUCACAGCUUUUCUACCCAUAUUUUCAGUGGCACUCAAAAAAUUGUAUCUAUUCAUAUACUCAAGUUCAGCUCCAGAUUCAUCUCAUGAUUUUCCAGAAUCUCUUUCUCUCACCUGUCUUGGCCAUGUCUCUAAUAAUGUAUUUGACAGAGAUUGAAUCAGGGAAUAAAAUGACACUUCAGUUAACUAGUAUUAAUUACUUAUAGAAUCUGUUGGAAAAUUAACUAUGAAAGAUAGUAAUAAGGAUUUGAUUGAUCUUACAUUUGGGAGAUUUUAUGUAAAAUGAUGUCCAUGCUACUCUUGGUUACUUUAGCCAAGAGUUACACUCUGUAAUCUACAAAACCAGACCUGUGGGCAGAGAAUAGCAUCCAUUCAAAAAAGUUUAUUCUUUCUACUGUGUUGAAGGCACUGAGGUCUCACAGAGGAGGCUUCAGAGAGCUCAGACAAAAGUAGUGCCAAUGAACCUAAGUCUAUCCAAUACUCUUACCAGAUUUCCUAAAGAAAUCUGGGUUCAUCUGACGUAUUUAUUCUUCAUCUACUUCCACAGAGUAUUUGCUGUGUCAGGUUCUACUGAGUAUUCACACAAAAAUAUGAGUCCACUGCAAAGGGGCUUACAGAUCAUGGGAUAAACGUUUUCUAAUAGUCCUAGAUCCCUAAUAAUGAUUUUGCAUUCUCUCAUGAAACUCAACAAUGUCUAAAGUAACUAGAAGACAUACACCUGAUAGAAUGUUGCAUCUGUUGUAUAUUUUAGAUCUUGGUGUUUAGCAGACAAAACAAAAUGAUACUGCACUGAUAAAAUUCUAACUCAUUUUCACUUAAGAUUUCAGAUGUAUAUCAAGUAAUCAGAAAUUUCAGCCUCUUAAAUUGCCACUGGGCAUCAGAAUGGAAAUCAAUUUAAAGAAAUAUUGAGACCUGACCAUUAUUGAGCACCUAUAUAUACACAUAUGACCAUGUUCAAAAAGCUUUGUUACAUGUGAUUACACUUUAUCUCUAACCCUGUAAGUUGUAUUCUCUAUUGCUCACAUCUUGUAUAUUAAAUUUUAUUUAUUUUUUUCAUACAAGAACUGGGGCACAGGCCAGACAGAGGUGCAGCGGGUGAGAGGAUUCACCAGAGACAGAGCAGGGAACAGAACAGGCAGGCAGAUGGAAAACACUGCUGAGGGGAGCAGUGGGCGAGACAGCACAGGGGGCUGCCAUAUGGGCUCGCUUCGAACUUGCUGCAAAUAGCUUCACAGUGCUUUGCUCAACCUCUUGCGCCGCCAAGGAGGCCCUAUUCACAUUUUAAAACACAGAUUCUUAAGGGGGAAAUGUGGUUGUUUCACAAUCCCAAAAUCUGUCAGCGGCAGAAUUGGGAAUUAACAUGAUUCUGUCCAGUCUUAACUGUCUUCUUGCCUUUUGGUACAUUGACUAGCCUUAGGACUGAAAAAUCUUCAGAACAAAUUCUUGGUCAAGAUUGAAGAUUUUUGAUGAUGGGGUCUCCCCUGGUGGCGCAGGCUAUUGAGCGCAGUGCAGUGAAGCUGUCUGCAGCCUCUGUAGCGCGGGUUCGAUCCCAGCCGGCCGGCGAGGGUCCCAAAUGGUGCCACAGAACUCUGCUGUCUCGCCCGCUACUCCCCUCAGCAGUGUAUUUCAGUCUGCUUGUUCUGUUCCCUGCUCUGUCUCUGGUGAAUCCUCUCACCCUCUCACCACACAUCUGGCCUGUAGCCCGGUUAUUGUAUAAAAUAAAUAAAUAAAUCUUAAAAAAAAUUAAAAAAAAAGAUUUUUGGUGAUGAAGUUAUCACAACUUCACUCAGUAGGUGCAUAUACUAUAGUUCAUGACAAAAUCAAGAGAACAUUUCUUAAAAAACUUCAAAAUAUUUAGUAAGUCCCUUAUUUUUGGUCAGGUAUUCCUGCUUUUUAUGAAAGAUUUUUUUGUUUGUUUGCUUAUACGAUGGCUAUGCAUCUUACAUGAUUUGAAAUCUUCAGAUGUGAUGAAGCUAGAUCUACACCCACAGAGUGAGCUUGAAGAACUUUUUUAAGGACCUGAGCAGGUUAUUUUUAGUAAUCAAUUUGCUACAUGCUUGAGAGUUGCUCUCAGUAUUUUGUAGGUCCUGCUGAGGAUGCUCAUCUGUCAGAAUCUAUUAGGCCAUUAGCAAACUGGCUUAUGAAUUUGUACUUUUUUUUUUUCAUAGCACAGAAUUUGUGCUUUAGAGGAUGUCAUACAAGCUUGGCUUUCAUUCAUUAAACUGAAAGUUAAGAAAAUAUGACCAAAAUAUCCCAAGCCAGAUGUCAUAAUAUAUCCCAAGCCAGAUGUCAUUUUAGCACAUAUACAGAUGAUUCUACUUGCCUGCUUUCCAGUGUGAAUGAAGUCUGAGCUAGGUGAACUUUUCAAUAUAUCCUCUGGCGAGGGAGUUGGGGCGUGCUUAUCCUAUCAAUGAUAUGCUAAACCUCCAUUUGGGUGAAUUUUUCCCUCAUCAAAUGCUAAACUCCCUCCUUUGGGCCUUUAUUGGUUAGUUUUGUUUUCGUUCAGUAAAUAUUUGCUGAGUUUUGAUGCCAAAUAAGAUUGUUUUCCAAGAGAGUUAACUGCAUCAUCAAAAGUCUUUCCUGAAAACUGCAUUUUCCUCCUUUGAGCUCUCACAUGCCUACAUUUAAAUAAUCAGCCAUCCUUGUCCCUAUAUCUGACACUCAAAUGUGUUUUCUUCUCACAAUUUCCUAUCUAUGAUGUGGUUAAGAAGGCCUUUCCUCUAGGUCAACCUUACCUACACUCUAUGGGACAAAGGAUAAUCUCUAAGGAAUGCUAGAUUGACAUUGCCUUGCCUUCAAAAUAUGCCAUUACCAUUAUUUUUUUUUUAAUUGAAGCAACAUUAUAUAAGUUUCACAUGUUCAUCCCUGAGAAACGAUAUGUGCAAAGUUCAUUAAGUUCAAUGCUAAAAGUUCAAACAUAUCCUGCACUAAUCCACGGUCUGCUCCCAGGGAUCAUGCCAUCUAUUCUGCUACCAAUGCUUUGAAGAAUUCAAACUCUCUGUGUGCUAUGUAUGUCCUCUCACAAGUUGCUCCUUAAUCAUAUCCUCAUCCAUUUUGCCUUCUAGAUGAAAUCAAAAUUUAAAAUGAACAAAAAUGUCUUCUGACCAUCUCUGAAUGAUCUCCUAUGUAUAUGCUUUCUCCUUUGCCUAGUGACCUGUUCCUCUUUUCAAAAUACAUUCAAAUGCUCUUCCUCUUCCCCUGGAAAACUUUUCUGAAUUCCACCUAUCAAUGAUCUGAGCCCUUGGUGCAAAAAAUAUAACUUUAGAAUUUUUUUUUUAUUUAUAGCAGUUAUAUAUUGCAAUUUUUUCAUGGUUCUAUCUCAUAUCUAUACUCUGGAUCCCCUGGGGGCAGAACACAUUCUGUUCCUUGUAUCUCAUCCAGGGCUGCCUGUGGUGUCCGGCUCCUGUUAGCACCCAGCAGAUGCUUUGGCAAAAGCGUGAAUAGAACACACUGGCCCCUGCAGUGACACUGGGAUCCCCUUGGGACCAGAUCUCCAUGGACAGCAACCAUGAGGAUAACAGGCACCCUACCCUGUCUGUUUCCUAUGGCUGAAUGACUUUAUUUUCUUUAAUUUUAAAAUGCAUUUGUUAUGAAAGUAACAUUGAGCUCUAUAGAUUUCAGGUGUGCAUAUUAAAUCAACCUCUGCAUCUAAAACAUUAUGUUCACCAUUAAAAGUUCAAUUCUCUCCACCGUUUAUUUACUCCCCCCUCCUUUCUCCCUUACCUUGAAUGGUUUUUAAAGAAGUCAAGAAAAGCAAUGGAAUUAUGAAUUUUGCAGAAUAAGCCUCACUCAAAUGCCACAAUAGGUAUUUUAUAAGAACAAUAUAUUUUUUUCUAAAAAAUCUCUUGCUUAUCAUUUUUUACGGAAAUUUUGUUUUUGUGAUUAUUUAAUGGGCACACACUUACCUGAUUUUCAAGCUUCCCCACAGGAAUGCUGAGAACUAUUAAAAUGACUUGAAAACAUUUCUUUUAUACUUUACAGACAAAGUUCUGAGGCAGCUUGAAGAAAGACACAUAAAGAGCUCUCUUAAAGAAUUGUCUUGCAACAAAUUGUGACCAUCCUGAAAAAGAAACCACAAAGUAUGUGUAGACAGAAUCAAGUCAAACAUUUUGACAGUUUGCUAGUCAAGAUGAAUUCUUUGCAUGCAAAAAGCAAAGGUAGUUUAUUAACUUUUGUUUUCAUCAACAAUAUCAAAAGGGAAAAGUCAUUAUUCACUGUGACACAUCCUGUAUCUAAAAUAUGGCAUAUCUGAUGUCAUAUUAUCUUAACUGUCACCAUGAGAACAAGUAGUCGUUUCUAGAAAUGACAUUAUUGUAAAGACAGAGAAUUGAUUGUUAAGAACUAAGACUUGAGUCAGACUGACUUAUUUUCGAAACCUGCCUCUGUUAUUGACCAGUCUGUUGGCCUUGUUAGUAGCUUAUACUGUAUAGUCAUUCAUUUCUUUUGCACUAAAUGAAGAUGGUAAAGUCUAACACAUACUGUGAUUGUCAGAAUUGCAGGCAUGUAGAGCAAUUAUCUGGGAAUUAAGCAAGCUUGAAUACAUGACAUCAAACACAAUAUAAUCUGCAGACAAACCUAAUUCACAAUCACAGGGUGACAUGUUGCCAACUUUACAUUAUGAAAACUGUAUUUCUUGAGUAUUAAGAUUUCAAGUAUAUGUGGAGAUCAUAUCUAUGGAAAAGCAGUUAGCUUCCUAAGUUCCUCAUAAAUAUGUGCCACCAUUUAUCAAUGCAAGACUGACAGGAGGUUUUACAUUUUCCUUAUUUUCUGGUUGGAAAAGUGUAACAUAGUGUAACAUAGAACAACACUAGGUUCUCUGUCUUGUGGUGUAAGGGACUACUCAAUAGAAUGGUUGAAGAGAAAGGGAAUAGACAGACUUUCUUAUAAAACAUUGUAUUUCUUUUCUGAUCUGUAGAGCACAUAUAGAUGUGCUUACUGCUGAAAUUUAAUUCAGGAAAUGUACCAAAUGAAUACCAAGAAAAAGUAUUCAGAAGACAUUGGGAAACUGAAACCUUUUUUUUAUUUUUUUAAUUUUUUUAAGGAAGCAAACUUUUUUAAAACCAAGAUGAUAACGUCCUGUUUGAAAAAUCUAAUAUAUUAAAUGACAUAUAGUUGAGUUCCUCCUGCUAUACCAUGACCUCUUUCAACACUUCAACACUUCGUUGGAAGAUAGUGGGAAUGGUAGAAACACAUGGAUGGAUGUUUUAAUGACUCUGUUUGCAAAGGUGAUAGUCAAUUAGUUCCCACAUGGCUGCUUUUUGUAAUCAAUGUCAUUCUUAAUUUCAAAAUCUAUUUGUAAUUAAGAGGCAUGCCCCCUCUUUGGUUGGGUUGUAUUUCUUCAUUCUGUACAGGUUCUGUUGAUGGCAGUUUAAAUCGUCUCAAAACAGCUCUAUCACUAGGCUCUAUACCAGUAUAAUUUUCCUUUUUAUUCUAUUCUUUCUUGUUCAAUACAUAUAAAAGUUGAGAUAUUUGGAUGCUAAGGGAAAAAUACCUCCCUUUCUAGUUUAAUUGGUUUCAGGGCAAUUAUUUCAAAGGUAUAAAUCAAUACUGACAUUCCCAGCAUCAAUAGCCAAUUUCUAUUAUCCUGGGGAAAAUGUCUUUUUUGAUACAUGGACCCUAAGUUCUUUCUAUUGUAAAAUAUUGUCUUUCUUUCAUUAAAAUAUAGUAUGGUCCACUAGUGUAUCUGAAGCAAGGGGAAGCAGUUGCUUUGUAGGAAUGCCAAUCAUACCCGAUAGAGAACAGUGGUGUCUACACCCCACUGGAUGGAAAAAUAAAUUAUUGAAACAUGAUGAAUCCCUUCAAUUGAAUUCAAAGCUGUCUAGAGCUAGAUUUAAUUUGAUUCCAACCUGUGCUAACCUUGGACUUGUGCACACUUAAGCUUCUGUUUUCUCAUCUGUGCAAGGUGUAAGUAGUUAUAGUACUUACCUCAGCAACAACAAUACCACACAGUGUGUGACAUAUAUGAAGUACUCAGAGUCAGCUAUUUCCAGAAAUUUAUGGAAUUUAUGUCCCAAAAAUUGGGUUACAUAACUCAGGUUUUUCUUGGAUCUUGAGUAAGACCAUUCAUCUUUUUGGCUUGUUUCUUCUAGUUGAUAGCAAAGGAAUUUUGUUGAUUCCUUAAUUUCUUUUGGACCUCAAAUUCUAUUCCAUCCUGGCUAAUGAUCCUUAAAAUUUAGAGUGAAUUAAUUGGGUUGCUUAUGUCUUAUGUUCUUGUAAAUCUUAGGAAGCUCUAUAUGGGAUAUAAGACAAGAAAAAUACAAAGACUCAGUUUCAUGAAUUUUUGUAAAAACUGAAUGCUGCCCCUCCCACCCCUUUCUGCCAUUAGUUACAAUAGUAAACCCCUGUGUUUGGGAAGCUACAUGCACAUUCAUUCAAAGCAAGAGUUGUAACAUCACAAGGAACUCCCACUUUUGUAUUUGUACGAGAUUACUUAAUGUUCCUAGGCCUCAAUUUCCUCAAAGAUGAAAUGGAGUAAUAAUGCUUGUGAGCAUUCAAUGAGAUAAGUUCUGUCAAAUGUUCAGUGUGUGAGAGCAAUUCAUUCAAAGCCAUUAUGACUGAAAAAUUACAAAUGACUAGAAAAGAAGCAAGUGGAAAAAAAACCUCAUUUGUUUCAACUUAAUUACCUUUAUUCAAAACAGAGAAAUUCAAACUAUAAUGUUAAGUAGACAUCUUUAUAAAUACUUUAUUUUAGUAAAAAGUAUCAAAGAUAAAUUUCCCUACAAUAAAAAUUGUACAAAACAAAACUGUUUCUUCAAAUGUUGAAUGCAUUUUCUAUUUUAUCAGGCCUUUUAUGUAGAGUUUUAGCUACUACACUUUAAAUAUUCAACAGAAAAGAGAUUGUGAGUAGAAAAUCUGGGGAAUUUUUAAGUAAUAGUUAUGGUUUAUUUUUGAUGAACUAGGAUAGAUUUUAAUACUGACUGUCACUUCUUAUCUUUGAAACUUGAAAAA
Messenger RNA from Talpa occidentalis (Iberian mole), 14736 nucleotides. RefSeq names its product fibronectin leucine rich transmembrane protein 2 (gene FLRT2). The record is from RefSeq and is a predicted model, not a curated record. NCBI's taxonomy places the organism in Eukaryota, Metazoa, Chordata, Mammalia, Eulipotyphla, Talpidae. Gene Ontology annotation, molecular function: protein binding.